This is a messenger RNA of Ailuropoda melanoleuca (giant panda), 7763 nucleotides long. It is a transcript of the gene EPM2AIP1, whose product is annotated as EPM2A interacting protein 1. Gene Ontology annotation, biological process: positive regulation of glycogen biosynthetic process. NCBI's taxonomy places the organism in Eukaryota, Metazoa, Chordata, Mammalia, Carnivora, Ursidae. The record is from RefSeq and is a predicted model, not a curated record. The transcript has 2 exons. The coding region runs from base 159 to 1985 and encodes 608 amino acids.
UCCAGCCAAUAGGAACGCAGGUGGCGUAGCCGGAGGUUGGUGUCCCCCUGCUGGGGUGAUUUGGCGCAGAGCGGAGGAGGUGCUUGCUCCUGCUCCUGCUCCUCCCCUCUUCUUGCGGCCUCUCGGAGGUCGGCCCUAUCCUUGUGGCCUGCAGUAAAAUGUGGAUGACGCCCAAGAGGAGCAAAAUGGAAGUCGACGAAUCUCGGGUUUUCCGGACCGAGUGGACCCAGCGUUACUUGGUGGUGGAGCCUCCGGAGGGCGAAGGGGCCCUGUGCUUGGUCUGUCGCCGCCUCGUCGUAGCCACCCGCGAACGCGACGUCAGGCGCCACUACGAGGCCGAGCACGACUACUACGAGCGGUAUGUGGCGGAGGGUGAGCGCGCGGCCCUAGUGGAGCGUCUGCGGCAGGGCGACUUGCCCGUGGUCGCCCCGCUCACUCCCGAGGAGAGAGCUGCUCGUGCAGGCCUCGGGCUCGCCCGCCUCUUGGCCUUGAAGGGUCGCGGCUGGGGUGAGGGGGACUUUGUGUACCAGUGCAUGGAGGUGAUGCUGAGGGAUGUACUGCCCGAACACGUAAGCGUUCUGGAUGGCAUUGAUUUAUCUCCAGAGAUCACGCGGCAGAGGGUCCUGAACAUUAACAAGAAUCUACGCAGUCAGCUUUUUAACAGAGCCAAGGACUUUAAAGCCUAUUCCCUUGCCUUGGACGACCAGGCCUUUGUGGCCUAUGAGAACUACCUCCUGGUCUUUGUCCGCGGCGUGGGCCAGGACUUGGAGGUGCAAGAAGAGCUUCUGACCAUAAUCAACCUGACUCGUCACUUCAGUGUUGGUGCUCUUAUGGCGGCAAUCCUUGAGGCCCUGCAGACAGCAGGGCUUAGCUUGCAGCGAAUGGUUGGACUAACCACGACCCACACACUGAGGAUGAUUGGUGAGAACUCAGGACUAGUGUCAUACAUGAGGGAAAAGGCUGUAAGCCCCAACUGUUGGAAUGUUAUCCAUUAUUCAGGAUUUCUGCACUUGGAACUUUUGAGCUCCUACGAUGUAGACGUGAAUCAGAUCAUAAAUACUAUAUCAGAAUGGAUAGUUUUGAUUAAGACCAGAGGCGUUAGGCGCCCCGAAUUUCAGGCUUUACUAACUGAAUCUGAAUCAGAGCAUGGCGAAAGGGUUAAUGGACGAUGUCUGAACAAUUGGCUUAGAAGAGGGAAAACUUUAAAACUAAUAUUUUCCCUGAGAAAAGAGAUAGAAGCAUUCUUGGUUUCAAUAGGGGCAACAACGGUCCAUUUCACAGACAAGCAAUGGCUGUGUGACUUUGGCUUCCUGGUGGAUAUUAUGGACCACCUUCGAGAACUCAGUGAACUAUUGAGAGUCAGUAAAGUCUUUGCUGCUGCUGCCUUUGACCAUAUCUGUACCUUUGAAGUGAAGCUGAAUUUACUGCAGAGACAUAUUGAGGAAAAAAAUCUAACACACUUUGCUGCCUUCAGAGAAGUUGUUGAUGAGCUUAAACAGCAUCUUAAAGAAGAUCAAAAAAUAUUUGAUCCUGAUAGGUAUCAAGUUGUGAUCUGUCGCCUACAGAAAGAAUUUGAGAGACAUUUCAAGGACCUCAGGUUCAUUAAAAAGGACUUAGAACUUUUUGCAAAUCCUUUUAACUUUAAACCUGAAUAUGCACCUAUUUCAGUAAGAGUGGAGCUAACAAAACUUCAGGCGAAUACUAACCUCUGGAAUGAAUACAGAGUCAAAGACUUGGGGCAGUUCUAUGCUGGAUUGUCUGCCGAAUCUUACCCAAUUAUCAAAGGGGUUGCCUGUAAGGUGGCAUCUUUGUUUGAUAGUAACGAAAUCUGCGAAAAGGCUUUUUCGUAUUUGACUCGAAACCAACACACUUUGAGCCAGCCAUUGACGGAUGAGCAUCUCCACGCCCUGUUUAGGAUUGCCACAACUGAAAUAGAGCCGCAUUGGGAUGACCUUGUGAGAGGAAGAAAUGAAUCCAAUCCAUAAGCUUUGGUAGUACAACAUUGAGACACUCAAAGAGAAUCUCACUCUAAAAGCAAACGUUUGUCUGAUUAUUCAAGUUAAUUAAUUUGGAUUGUGGCAAAUCACCAAGUUUAUUCAUCCAAAUUGAUCAUGAUUCAGAUUCUUCUGACAAAUGUUUUUUUCAUCUCAAGAGGCAGCAUGGGACUGAGACAUGCAAACACCUUUUUUAAAAUUUAAUUUAAUGACAAAGUCAUUGUCUUUUGCUUUUAUGAUAUUGUUUUUAAAGAAGUUCAGUACUGAUAAUGUGAGUUGAAUUAGAAGUCUGUUUUUCAGAUGUUUUAAAGAAAUUUUAGGUGUUAUUUUAACAAAGUGUUAAAAUUCUGAUGCAUAUGGUCUGAAGUUAUCAACUCCUUAAAUGUAUGUUUGAGCCAGUUUGCAGAAACUCACAUAGCAAGUUCAGAAGUUUCUGAGAAGGAAGAACGUACAUACAGUGGAGGUAUUUUGUCUAAGUAUCAAAAUGUUUGAGACUAUUUUUUUUUUAACAUUUUUCUGAGUCUGAAGUCAAUACUGACAGAUUUCCUCCUCUCACCCCCCCAACCUGCCCUAGCGAUAAUAUUACUAAUAGAAGAAAAUAAUCAUACAAAAUUUUAGUCAGAGGAGUUAAGAAUUAUUUUUAAAUUGCUGGUUUAGGAGGCUUCCUGCAUUUUGGAGAUCAGACUAUCCAGUUACUGGGGGGGGUCUCCCCUGAAUUUUUCACAGUUGGGUGCUGUUUUAUCAGCUUGCCUAUUAAAGGACUACGGUAAGUAUAGAAUCUUAAUGAUUGCCCAUUAGUAAUUCUUUAUUCUACUCCAGACAGAAGUUUGGCCCUGUCAAAAAAGGAUGACAGAAUAAGAUUAUUGCCCUCCAGGAUCAGGAGGUGUGAGAUAUUUUAGCUUAUUAUGCAUGGGUGUUACUGCUUUAUAAAGAAAUCCUGUUUAAGGAAACCCUUUAUUUUAGAAUGAUAUGACUGUCAGAUUGUGUUAGCUGCUGGAAGUGGAUUUAUAGAAUUUAAAACUGUCCCACACAUUCUUUAUUUAAGAUAGUGCACAAGUAGAAAUAUUUAACUCUCAAGAAGCAGCUUUAUUAACAGAUUGCAGCAAUUCUAUAUUUCUAGUGAGACAUGUGCUUUGUGCAAAAAAAAGUAAUUUUCAAACUUACGUUAACCAUGAAAAGGAAAUCUUACACAGUAAAGCCAAAUACAUAAAAUGAUUUAAAAGCAGGACCCAACUUAGAGGUCAUCUCAAGUACAAUUUGCAAACUUGUGCUAAAGUCCUGUCGUAACUAUUGUAACACGUUAUUCUUGUUCACUAAUCCAGCAAAUUCAUGGAACCAGGAUACAAUCAACAAUUUAGAGGGAACUGCUGCCCGAGCAGUCAAAAGAGAUGGCAUAAAGCUCAGGAACCAAAAUUGUGUCAGUGGUUCUCAACCAGAAGCGGUAACCCCUCUUUCCAGAGGUUGUUGGAAAACAUAGGGGACUUUUUCCGAUGUCAGACUUACCUGGGGGGAGUCUGCUGGUAUUUAGGCGCGAAGGAACCCCCCCACCCCUUCCACCCCCGCAGUGCGUAGGACAGCCAGGCACAAAGGAGAAUUAUCCUUUUCAAAGUGCCAGUAGAUCCCCUUUUGUAGAUUAUUUUAUUUUGAGGGACAGGGCAAAUUACUGGUAGAAACAGAAUGAGAAAGGCGGGUCGGGCAAACUGGCACUACUUGAUAGGAGAGACUCAUUCCAACAUUCCAGGUUUGCCUAGUAAGAUGAGGUAAAGGCCUUGAUAGAUUCUGGUAGCUCACAGUAGCAUUUUAAGUCAGUAGCUUAUAUUGAACCAGAGGAAAGAGCUCUAUUCUAUUAAACGUAAUUAGAGCAGAAGAGCAAGUAUUAACAAGCUGGUAAUCGAGAAUGGUCAAGUUGAGAUUUUUGGUGAACAGGGAGUAAGCUUAAAUAUCUUGAAGAAAAACAAUGAAAAACCAACCAACUCCCCCCCCCCACAAAGAAAAAAAAAAAUCUACCGGUAAUUUGCCAGUAGUUUGGAGUCUUCUCUUUCAUGUCAAGUGCUUUAUUGAGAGAAUGUUUGGAGGACCUGCUUCUGCUUUCCUACCCUAGUUCCUCAAAUGUUGAAGUCUUGUACAUUUUGUGAAGUUCCACUAUAUAUUUUGCUUAAGGUAAUAAAACUAGUUUGCGUCAUAUAGUACUGAGUUGGGGGGAGAGAUAAGCUAAGGAUUUAAAACUGACCCUAAAUAGUAGAGAAUUUGCUAUAAACUAGUCUUGUUUGUAAAAAAGGAAAAUGUGUAUAUUAUUGUUUUCUGUAUUAAGUAAUUCUGUAACUGCAUGGCAGUCUUUAAAAAAUUUUUUUUUUACAAAAUAGUUGUUACUGGUCCUGUUGUAUCAGUGAAUGUAGUUAAAAAAGUAUUAUUUUUUAAAAACCCUAUGUCCCUCUAUCUCCUAUUCCUACUAGUUUUCUUAAAAGAUUUGUCUGUAUUCCCGGUCUCUCAGUGCCACUCAAACUGCUCUACCCAGCUAGAUCCCUGUCAGCAUUCUUACCCUCUUCAACACCACUGACUGCUCUUCCUUGAAGUACUUGUAUAUGUUGGCUUCAGGGGUAGAUACUAUCUGCAGGUAUGCUUUCUCAGUCUGCUUCAUAGGCACCCCUUUCCCUUACAUGUCUGUGUUCUUGUGAUUUUAAAAUUUUGUUGUAGAGCUACUUUCUACAUCAUCUUAGCUGCUCUCAUCCCUGUCCAUGGCUUCAGUUACCAUCUGUAUGCAAAUGACCCCCAAAUUCAUAUCUCCUUUCUAGGCCUUUCCUACCAUAUAUCUAUAUAACUGCUAACUUAAGUCACUCUGCUGACUUGUGGACACCAUAGCAUGUCACUGAUCUUGCCCCCAGAUCUGCUCUUCUCUGUUCCCUCUUUCAGUAGAUGGCACUACUGCUACCAGUCGCCCUAGCCCAAGCCAAAAACCAAUCUAUCCGUGACCCUUCAUCACAUCCACUCGCGAAAACCUUUGUGUUAGGUCUACUGUCUCGAGUUUUUCUCAUUUCUCCAGUGCCACCAUCCUGAUCCAGGCUGUCAGCCUACCUAAAUUAUAGCAACAGCAUCCUUGUUAGUCUCUCUUUCUCUGAUUUUGAUCAUUUUUUAUGCUGCAGCCAGAUUGUUCCAAAAGACAUACUGGUCAUAUCUCUCCACUGCUUUCACCAUGACAUAGGAUAAGAUACAACUUCUGUUCAUCUUUGAGGUGUCAGUUUAAAUACCACUUCCUCUAGGAAGGUGUCACUGAUGCCCUCUAGACUAGGUGCCCCCACUGUGCACUCUCUAAAUACCCUUUUCUUUUCCCAGCCAUACACUUGGCACAUUUUGUUGCUAUUUCUUAUUGAUCACUGCUAGACUGUAAGCUUUACCAGGGCAGGGACUGUGCCUUGCUAGCUGUUCUGUCUGUAGUGUUUAGCACAAUGCCUGGCAUUCCAAUAAAUGUUUGGAUGAAUAAAUAUAUGUGUAGUGUUUUAUGAUCUCUGAAGCCCUUUCAUAGUCUAAUUUGACCUUCACCGAGGUCUUCCUGCCUUAGCCUGCUUGUUGGGUAAUUGUUAUUCACAUAUUAUGAACUAAGAAAUGAAACUAAGUUCUUUGUGACUAGGGAAUUGUAUUCCCAGGAUUUAGCUCAGUGCUUGGCAUGUGGCUCAAAUAUUUAUUAUGUGAAUGUUGUCGAGGAAACAAACUUAGAUUGCAGUUUGCCCAAGUAGAUGUAAGUAGUAAAGCCAGGAUUCAAAGCCAGGUAUACUUACAUAAAUCUAUGGAAUAUUAAGUCUUUACCGCCUUUAUUUAGAAGUCUUGAUUUCUUUUCUUUCUUUUCUUUUUGACCUUUCUUUUAUCUUUCUUUUUUUUUUUUUUUUUUUUCUUAUUUCCAAAGGUAGACUUGCAAAGGAACCUAGUGAAACAGAUUGGACAACUAUUUGGUGGACUAAAACAAUACUUUGAUGAUUUCUGGCUCUUCUGGGAUUUAAAAGUAAGUAAAUUUAAUAAAAUAUUAGAGGAAUGACUUGGUCUUCCUGGUCCCUAGAUACGCAGUUCUCUUGCUUUCUUGCCUACAGAAUGUCCUUAUCACUUCUCCAAGGAACCAAAAGUGACAUGUAGUCAAGGUGUACUUCUUAGAUUUGCUAUAUUUCUUUGCUUUCUUAUUCACAUGCCUCUGAACUUAAUUUUUGGGUAACCAGGGCUUUUGGGAUUCGUGGAAGAACUAUACCCAUAAUCUUUUUUCUUGAGCCAUUUUGUCCAAUUUAAGGGAUUAACCAGUGUUAGUAUAAGUUGGACUUUUAGUCUGAGGCACAUUAACUCAUCCAGAAAUCUUAACAGUUGGUAUGAUAGUCAUCCAGUGAUCCUUGCUGCAAAACUGGGUGUUAAUGGGUUUCUUUAAUCCUUUGGAUUAAAGAAUUUCUCAGUUUUAUCUUUUCAUAAUAGAGAAGUAGCCUCAUCCUAUCCAAUAAGUACUCGAAUUUAUGAACUCUACCCCCUUUCAUUUCUGCUUGCAAAUUGAUGAAUUCUGAGGUCCUCUCUUUCUUAUACAUUUUGUCAAAUGAAGCCAACAGCAACCAUAAAACAUUUUUUUACUCCCCCCUCCCCUUCAGUAAAGGAUAGAUUCUGUGCCUUCCAGGUUUUCCCAGGAGAUAGUUUCACCACUCCAUAACGUGAUUUGCUCCCAUAAGUUAUUUCUUCCAUCCUCCAAUAGCAAUUUCCUGAACGCCUACCAACUAAGCCAGUGUGUAGUAUGUUGAGUUUUUUAAAAAAGGAACCAAUUUCUAUAUAAGGAUAGGCAAGGUUGUCAUAGUAGCAACAGCAAAAUCUCAAUGCCUCGGAAACUUCUCUCUUGCAACUUGGCUAGGCACUUUGCUCGAGGCAGGGGUCAACAAACUACAGUACACAGGCAAAAUCCAUUCUGUUGCCUGUUUCUAUAAAUAAAGUUUAAUUGGAAGACAGCCUUGCCCACUUAUUUAUAUCUAUGGUUGCUUUUGCUCUACGAUGGCAGAAUUGAAUAGCUGUGACAAAGAGUGUGUACAACUCACAAGAGUCUAAAAUAUUUACUACGUGACCCCACAGAAAAUGCUCACUGAUCCCUGCUCUAAGUUGUUCUCAUUCUGGGACACAGGUUAGCCAGAUAUCAUGUAUGGUGUGGCUGCUUAUUUUGGGAAAUGAAAAAAAAUGCAGCAAAUCACUUAGAGGCCCGUAAAGCACUUUCACUGCCCAAAACAAAUCCCACGGCCACACCAAAGUUCUAGGAAGACUCUAAUCCUUCCAUGUGCCUCAGAAGAAAAUCAGAAGUACUUGGAAGACGACACUAGAUUAACACAUGGUUAUAUCUCUCCAUUUAUCUAAUUUCUUUAAAAAUAUUUUUAUUGAGGUAAAACAUAGUAAAGUGUGUAAAUAUUAAAUGUAUGCCUCAGUGGAUUUUUAUAUACACCCUUGAACCCUUCCAAGAUACCGAACAUUCUAGCACCCCAGCAGAUGCCCUCAUGUCCCUCCUGCACUCAGAUAACACUGUUCUGGCCUUUAUCACCAGAAUUUACGUUUGUCUUUUUAAAGCUUCAUGUAAAUGUAAUAAUUAUAUGUGCUCUUGUGUCUUUUGUUCAAUACUAUGUGACUCAUCCACGUUGCAUGUAGCAGCAUUUUUUACUUUGCAGUAUUCCAUUGUACGACUGUACUGCAAUUUAUAAAUCCAUUCUACUGUUGAUGGAAAUUUUGGUUGUUUCUAGUUUGUGGUUAUUAUGAAUAAAGUUGCUAUAAACA